AACUGUACUAAACCAACAGAGGGCAUUAAGGUAGACCUCCUAGUUGGAAUGGAUCGAGGAACACCAGUUUUGCUAUUGUUUAUUUUCUGUGCCGUGGGGCAGGCCCUCACUCCAACGACUUACCUAACCACAGCAGACAAAGACCGUCUCCGGGAUGUCAUUAUUAGAGCACAACCAUUUGCAGACUUAGCAACCAUUCACUAUGCUGUCCUUGGUUCUUCUAUUUUGGGUGUUAAAAUCCCAAAUGCCCAAGAUGUAUGUAAACAGAUAAAAAAUAAAGCAGAUCCUAAAAGUUUGGAGUCGCUGUAUUAUGCUGCAACCACAAGUAAAACAUUAGGAAACUGCCAGCUCUCACUGAGUGGGGCUCGCCAGACCUUGGAAGGGGCAAUCAAAGAUGAAGCAUCUGUUCAAGAUCUCUUUUACGCAGUGCAUGGACUCAAAAAUCUUGGACAUACUGUUGAAUCGGCCAAAGUUUCUAAGAUUAUGACAACUGCUUUGAAGAAGGAUGACAGUGUGUUGAAUCUGGGUUAUGCAUUCCAUGUUGCAUCUCAGCUGCAGGGUGACAUGAAUUCUUUCUUUGAGAGAAUUGAAGAUGUAAUUGUUCAAGCUGACGAGGUUGAUGGAAAGCACUUGCAGUUUGAAGGAGGUCUCAGUAUAACAGCUACGAUCAUGAGUGGCGUGUAUCGUCUAGCAGAUGCUAUUAAGAAAGUUCCCACUGUUACAGGGGAACAAGCUGUGAAAUUCACCAACUACUUCUUGAGUAGAAAAUUUGUACAGACUGCUAAAGGAGCGGCUCAGCUUUUGGAUAUCUUGAAACUACUUACCGUAAACAAAUAUCACAUUCCAGUUGCUGUUACAGUGGCCAGUAACAGUGCUUUGUCUACUGACAACCCAGUAAUUCAGGUCCGAGUGACUAAUGUGUUGGGAGACCCCCUGGGUCCUUUAACUGUUACUGCUGACACUGCUACAAGAUUGGGUGACAGUGCUGUUAUUAUGAGCAAGAAGGCUUUUACACCUGUUCAGGGAGACAACUCUGCCUAUAGCCUGAACUUCAUGGAAAGCAAACCCUUGAGAGGAUUUUACAAGGUUUCAGUCAGUGCUGUACCUGUGAAACCAGAUUCCCGACUUGUAGGAAACACAGGUGCUUCUAUUAAUGUCAAGGUGAUGACUAAAGUGGGAAUUGAGAAGGUUGAGGUGGGAACAGUGGAUAGGGACCAGGCCACUACUCCAAAAGCUACUAAGUUGGAACAAGGCAAGAAGCUUGGUACUCCCUUAGAGGCAGACCAUCAUCAGAAGCUGGUAAUGAAGUUCAUCUUGCAGGAUAUGAAUGCUGGGACAACAAUGACAUCUCACCAGGCCUUUGUCCAGUUAUUGAAUAAGCAAACGAAACAGGAGAUAGUUUUUGUGGCUGAGCCAGACUCUAGCAGUGUCUACAAGUUUGAUGUUGAUCUGAACAACAAAGCUAAAGAUUUUGGAUAUAUGUCUGGUGAUUAUGAACUGAAUUUAAUUGUUGGAGAUUCUGUGAUUGCCAACCCUGUCAAGUGGUACAUGGGUGACCUAAAGCUGACUUUUCCUCCAAAUCCCAACCCCUCAAAACCAUCACAAAACCCAUAUGCACCUAAACCAGAAAUACACCAUGUGUUUAGGGAGCAAGAAAAACGACCAUCCUCAACAGUAUCUAAUACAUUUUCAGUAUUGAUAGUUGUUCCAUUUUUAUUGCUUAUAAUUUUGUGGCUGAGAAUUGGAAUAAACCUUUCAAAUUUUCCUUGCUCAUUAAGUUCUUUUGGUUUUCAUCUUGGGCUAGGAGGUAUUUUUGGAUUGUUUGGUUUGUUCUGGCUCCAACUGGAUAUGUUCACCACACUGAAGCUACUGGCUCUUUUAGGAACCUUUACCUUCUUAACAGGGCAUGGUCUGUUGUCCCAUCUUGCAGCUUCAAAGAAAUAGUUAUUAAGCUUCACUAGAUAAGUUUAUCGAUUUCCAUCAUUGGAUGACUGAGUGAACUUCAGUGGUUUGUUGAAUGGGGAUUUCAUUGUCAUGCAUUCCAUUCUGAGAAAAAAACUAGUAAUUACAAAUGAAUAAUUUGGCAAAUGUGCAUUUGUGGAGUGAUCAAGAAGUGGCUUGAAGUAAAUAAAAAAUAAAUAUAUAUA
Messenger RNA from Limulus polyphemus (Atlantic horseshoe crab), 2147 nucleotides. RefSeq names its product dolichyl-diphosphooligosaccharide--protein glycosyltransferase subunit 2-like (gene OstDelta). The transcript has 18 exons. Gene Ontology annotation, biological process: protein N-linked glycosylation. NCBI's taxonomy places the organism in Eukaryota, Metazoa, Arthropoda, Merostomata, Xiphosura, Limulidae. Gene Ontology annotation, cellular component: oligosaccharyltransferase complex; membrane. The coding region runs from base 49 to 1944 and encodes 631 amino acids. The record is from RefSeq and is a predicted model, not a curated record.